UCGAUCGUCGCCAUCAUCACUGCCAUCCCUGCUCCCUUCCACGCCUGCUCCCUCGCCCUCACUCCAUAUCUUCGGCUCUCGUCUACUUAAGUUCCACUCGCACAAUCCUACCUUGCUUCUGCUUGCCUCCUCCACGAGCGCCGACGCCACCAUUGCCAUCGAUCACACCACCGCAUUAUUUCGCCGGUUAAUUGAUGGGCCUCGAGCUCGAGCUGCUUUCCACCCAGCUCCCGCCGAUCCGAACGACGGCAGCGGCGGGCGCCGCAGCAAUGACACGUCUGGACGGCCACGACGACGGCUGCGCUACGCCGACGUCGGCGUCUAACGUGCUGCGAGCGCCGUCGGUGUGCCCGCUGGCUCCGAGGAAGCCCAGCAGGCCGGCCAAGAGGAAGCUGCAGCGCCACUGCGCGGCGCCGCGGUGGUUCAUCGCCGUCCCGCACGACCUCGCCGCGCUGUUCGUCGCGCGGCCCGCCUUGGCGUGCCGGCCGCCGGCAGGCAAGAAGAUCCGCGUGCACGUCGUGGGCUGA
Molecule: messenger RNA, 527 nt
Organism: Phragmites australis (common reed)
Lineage: Eukaryota; Viridiplantae; Streptophyta; Magnoliopsida; Poales; Poaceae
Exons: 1
Coding region: 195-527 (110 amino acids)
Source: RefSeq, a predicted model, not a curated record